Mycotypha africana is the source of this 207-nucleotide messenger RNA. RefSeq names its product ribosomal protein S28e. Gene Ontology annotation, cellular component: cytosolic small ribosomal subunit; ribosome. Gene Ontology annotation, biological process: maturation of SSU-rRNA; ribosomal small subunit assembly; translation. Gene Ontology annotation, molecular function: structural constituent of ribosome. The coding region runs from base 1 to 207 and encodes 68 amino acids. The record is from RefSeq and is a predicted model, not a curated record. NCBI's taxonomy places the organism in Eukaryota, Fungi, Mucoromycota, Mucoromycetes, Mucorales, Mycotyphaceae. The transcript has 2 exons.
AUGGAUUCUUCAAAGACCCCCGUCAAGCUCGCUAGAGUUACUAAGGUUCUUGGCCGUACUGGUUCUCGUGGUGGUGUCACUCAAGUCCGUGUUGAAUUCAUGGACGAUACCAACCGUUCCAUCAUCCGUAAUGUUAAGGGUCCCGUUCGUGAAAACGACAUUCUUUGUCUCUUGGAAUCUGAACGUGAAGCUCGUCGUCUCCGUUAA